UCUCAACAUGAUGCUUGAAUAUAGGGGUUUGUAUAUAGACAGUACCUGGGGGUCCUAGUGAUCUUUUGGAGACUCACGUGUAUAUUUGAAUAACUCUUGUAAGCCUGUUUUGAUCCCAGUUGGAUAAAAACUCCUUAGUGGCAUCUCCUGCUGAAACCAGUUCUUUCAGUACUGACAUAAGUUUGAAGAGCUCAUUGUAGAAUUUAUUUGAGUAUCAAGAUAAUAUAGGUAUUGCAUUAUCUAGCUGAAAUAAGUAAGCAGAUCGUGAAUUAUCUACAUUGAUAACAUCUUUCGAACUCCAUCCUAAUUUUAACAAAUUUUUGGCGAAAUAUACUCCCUUGUAGAAAGUAUGGUGUUCCCUGUAAAACUGGUGAAACCCAAUUCCCUUUUUAUCAAGUUUUUGGAUCAAGAGCUUGACAUGUGGGGAAAGUGAUGCUGUGAACAUUACUAUUUCGAAGUUCUCAGGCAUGCUUAUUCCAAAAGUUCAAUGGUUCCAGGUCUCACUAAAACAUAUACAUUGUAGUAUUAGUUUUCUAUCUCUACUGUCGUCUUUAUGUUAGGUGGAAGGAUAGGUUUGAAGGAGGAAUUAACUAAAGUUUCAUCGAGAUCAAGCACCAUGGUCUUCUUUCCCUUAUCCUUCUCUUUUUUCUCAGGUAAGUAAUACCUACCUGAGUGCUCCCUUUGGUUUAGUUAUAGGAAAUACUCUCUCCGUUAUAGCCAGCUUGAGCUAUGACUGAGUUCAACUUGUUAGUUUUCCCUCUUUUUGGCAAGAUUGGCUCUGAGUUAUUAAGCUUCAGAGUUUUGUAAUUUCCUUGAUUGAUUAGAUUCUUUGCAAUCUUUCUUGAACUCUUAGGCACCAUUAAAUGUUGUAAGCUGUAAAGGUUUGCUCCAAUAGUUAUUUUUCAUAUUCA
This is a messenger RNA of Moneuplotes crassus, 911 nucleotides long. NCBI's taxonomy places the organism in Eukaryota, Ciliophora, Spirotrichea, Euplotida, Euplotidae. The record is from the annotation of a GenBank genome assembly.